This is a messenger RNA of Geodia barretti, 485 nucleotides long. The record is from the annotation of a GenBank genome assembly. NCBI's taxonomy places the organism in Eukaryota, Metazoa, Porifera, Demospongiae, Tetractinellida, Geodiidae.
CUGGAAAUCUAGCCGUCCCAUGGGAGGCCUUUGCUUUAAAGUACAAGAAGAUGAGCUGUGACGAAAUCAGAGAUGAAUUCAACAACAAUUUUUACGUUUCUCAGGUCGAGAAAGAUUUUCCAAUUGCCUACAUCUUUGUGGUGUACACCAAUGCAGGACAAGUAUUGCGACUGUUGAAGUCUAUAUACAGACCACAAAACUUGUACUGCAUUCACCCAGACGCAAGACAGGGCAAACGUUUCAAGGAAUUUUUCACGACUGUUGCAAAGUGCCUGGACAAUGUGUUUGUAGUCUCCAAGCCAGUAAAGGUGUACUAUGGGCACAUAUCCAUCACCAAUGCCCAGCUACAGUGCAUGCAGGAUCUGGAGAAAUACCCACAGUCCAGAUGGAGAUAUGUCAUCAAUCUCUGUGGAAGAGAGGUUCCAGUAAAGACCAACCGAGAGAUUGUGGAAUCGCUCAUGAAACUCAGAGGCUACUCGCCCUAG